AUGGGGAAUGUAAUCAGCUGGAUCCUGUCAAAUAUUGGGCAGGAUGAAAGACAGGGUGAAGCGAGAGAAGAGAACCAACCACAAUCAUUGGCUGGCAUGAUUAACACGCUAGUUCCCAUGAUUAUUGUUGCGAUCAUUUCCCUAGUGGUAUUCCUGUCGACCAGGCGAGCACAGAGACGCUUCUACGCUCCUCGAAUACACCUCGGUUCCCUCCAAGAUCAGUAG
Messenger RNA from Clonostachys byssicola, 225 nucleotides. The record is from the annotation of a GenBank genome assembly. NCBI's taxonomy places the organism in Eukaryota, Fungi, Ascomycota, Sordariomycetes, Hypocreales, Bionectriaceae.